UCUCUUCGCAAGAGCCUCAACGCGAACACCUCUGAUCUGAGGUUCGCGAUACCCAUGAAACGAUCACAGCAGGAUUCUCCUGUGUCAACCGAGAAACGGUCCUCCAAAAAAGUCAAGGUCGAAGGCACGGCAGACAUGGAAGGAUGGACAAAAGUCGAGAAACGACGACACAAAAAGGAGAAGAAAUUAGAGGAGAAAAACGGGGCUACUCAAGCGCGUUUUAUGUAUGCUAAUACUGAGAUCGUCAAACGAAACCAUGCUAUCGGAAUAGAGGAUGUUCGCGACCUAGUAUUGCAUCUUAUGGGGGAUGCCUCGUGUCCAAACUUUGUGAAGAUAAACGACUUCACGUUGAUAAAAAAAGUCGUAACAAUUUUGGUACCCGGCUUGACCCCAGAGCUACUCAAUCUCCCUCCCUUGCCGACUAUCGCAACCGCAAAUCCAAAUAUUCCUCUCUCAAUUCCUCUUCCGACUGCCGAAUCUCCUUCCGCCCUACCCAUCAUCGCGUCGACUUACAGUCACGCAUGCCCUACUCGAGCCCCAGGAGACCAAUAUAGAAUGCAUAGCAUAUUGACUGCAUUCUUCCAGUCGCCCAUCACUCAAGCUGAGUUGAAGAAGCGGGCAGCCGCUAACUCUCAACGUACGCGCGACAAAGACCCAGCACAAUACACGCUCACGCUUGAACAGAUGGUCGAAAACGAGUAUCCCAUCCCAUCAUAUAUGGCGGAGGUGUUCCAAAAGCCGGAUGAUUCCUGGAUCGAGACCCCGCAAGAAACUCCACUAGCUCUACUAGAUGUCAAGCCUCAGCGCAAGGUUUACUGUGUGGAUUGUGAAAUGUGUAUGACUGAAGAUGGCAAGGAGCUUACUCGAGUAUGUCUACUCGAAUAUUACUCUGGGGUUGUUGUCUACGACCAACUUGUCAAGCCGUCGAAACCUGUCUUGGACUAUCUCACCAAAUGGUCAGGUAUCACGGCAGCGCAGUUAAGCCCUGUGACAACGACGCUCGCCCAAGUUCAGGCGCAUGUUUUGAAGCUGCUUUCACCUCCGCCAUCCAAUCCCUUCUCCACUGGUUCCUCAGCGCCAACUCCUUAUCUAACCCCCAUUCUUAUCGGCCAUUCACUCGAAUCCGAUCUCAAGGCAUUGAAACUUUGCCAUCCGCUUUGCAUCGACACUGCUCUCUUGUACCAUCACCCUCGCGGGCGGCCACUCAAGCCUGGAUUAGCAUGGCUGACGCGUAAGUGGUGUGGUCGAGAGAUUCAAACGCGCGGUGAAGGCGGACAUGAUCCUGAAGAAGACGCUCGUGCGUGUUUGGAUCUGGUCCAGAAGAAAGUCGACGCUGGUCCCGGGUUUGGAGAGUACAAGACCGAUUACGAGUCUAUAUUUGAGCGACUAGGUAGAGGACCACGAAAGCCGCGCUCUGCUGUCGUCGACACUGGCAACCCAAGUGUUAUGCAUGGCAGCAAGGCAACUACGGCCAUAGGGUGCAAGGACGAUGGCGAAGUUGUCAAGGGCAUGGUCGAUGCUAUCCCUUCGCAUGACUUUGUGUUCGGCCGAUUCAUGGCGCUGGCUUCCCUGCUGGGAUGGUCAGCACCAAAAAACGACCAAACUGCUAAUGCACCACCUCCUUUACCAACUGCUACUGUUGCGCCCCCGCCACCAGCUUCAGUUGUGGAAAAUACAAUCAAAGAGCUCAACACACAGCUUACGACUAUCCGCAGCUCGCUUCCUCCAAGGACUGCCCUUAUUAUUCUCAGUGGUCAUUCUGAUCCUCGAAAAAUGGCUUUGCUCAACGCUCGGCGGAUGGCAUUUGAGAAUAGUGUCAAAGGCGGUGUUGGGGGAGGUGUGAUGCUUGGUGUCGGCACUGAAGCCGAACAAAAGAGCCCAGAAUCGGAGCUACGGUGGAGCGCCCAAGACGCUCGAGACUUAGAGGAAGCGGUGGAGUUGGCACGCAGAGGAUUGCUGUUUCUCGGCGUGGUUUAA
Molecule: messenger RNA, 1977 nt
Organism: Mycena indigotica
Lineage: Eukaryota; Fungi; Basidiomycota; Agaricomycetes; Agaricales; Mycenaceae
Product: Ribonuclease H
Exons: 8
Coding region: 55-1977 (640 amino acids)
Cellular component (GO): nucleus
Molecular function (GO): nucleic acid binding; exonuclease activity
Source: RefSeq, a predicted model, not a curated record